AUGCAGAACGCCCUGAUCUUCUCGGCGGUCGUCGCUGUCGUCGCGGCGCCGUUUCCCAUCUGUAUCGGGCUGUUCGGGCGCGAUGUGCGCCGUCGUCGGCUGGAUAUCGACCGCGGUGUCGAUUUAGAUGCAGCAGAGUUUGGUCGGGAGGACAUGCAGCAGAUGCAGAGCGGGGAGGUCGGCGAGUCCCCGGCGAGGUCGAGAUUCAGUACCCUGAAGUUUUGGUCGAGAUGA
Aspergillus melleus is the source of this 234-nucleotide messenger RNA. RefSeq lists its product as uncharacterized. Bases 1 to 234 code for a protein of 77 amino acids. NCBI's taxonomy places the organism in Eukaryota, Fungi, Ascomycota, Eurotiomycetes, Eurotiales, Aspergillaceae. The transcript has a single exon. The record is from RefSeq and is a predicted model, not a curated record.